AUGAAGUGGCAGCUCAUUCUCACCCUCGGCGGCACUUUUCACAGAGUCGCUGGCCUGGAACUCAUUGGAGGAGAAGAGCAGGAUGACGGAGUCAUCUGCUAUACCUAUCUCUCGACGUAUCUAGCCCCAGUAGACGUCGCGAUCACUGGAAAAGAGUUGCUAAUAGCGGCCAACCUUCCGACAACGCGAGGGAUCUUGCCUCCGUACUUCACCAACCGUUCUACGUCUUUGCCUCUAUUCACAUUUUCUUCCAACCCAGAAUCCUCCGAUGCUAUUCCAAAGCCCACUUCAAUCGAUCUGUUCUCGUCGUCUGACUUUGUCAUUCCAUCAUCAGAGCCCAGCAGUCUGUUGCCGCCCACUAUAGCGACCUCAACCGAAGCGUCAGCUACCACCACCGGAGCUGUCUCUGGCCAAAAUGUCAUCUUGUUCAUCGCACCCCCAGCCAAUGAGAACCGGCGAUUCGUCAAGAGAGCACCGGGACGCUUCGUUGGUGGAUCUGACACUGUUGAGAUUUGUACUAACGCUGCUGUCUUUACCCUCGCAGAUGGACAGCUCUUGGAUAAUGAAGACCCUGUUUAUUACAAUGGAAAUCCCUAUGAGCAGUUCGGUGGUCAGGGAUCACCACCUGACGGUGCAAUCACGAGAGAAUUCGCCAGUGUAAACGGGGUGCUUACGUUUUCCAGCCGUUCAUUGCCUGGCAAUAGUGCAGGUUUCUGUCAGGAUGGCAGUGGGCAAGUAUAUAUGACUUUUGGGUCCAGCCCGCCAAGAUGUGAUCCAAUAUUGAUACGUGUCUAUGCAGUCGAGCGAUGCCAAAAUGGCCAGAUCAUCGGUCUUGAUACUACCACGACGACUGAGCCAAACCAAUCUUCCACGGUCGCCGAGCCCACAAAUAUCGCCUCGUCAGACACAGAAACGUUUCCUUUUGAUCCAUCUUCGACAGUUCUUGUUGUAUCAUCUGCCUCUACUCAGAUGUCUCAAUCUAGCGACCUAUCCCCUGAAACGAACGAGACAACAGAGUCAUCGGAGUCUACACGGAUCUCUGGUUCGCCAACAACAGACAGAGUCACAACAACAACUUCGGAUUCGUCACCCUCGGAUUCACCCUCAUCAUCUCCAUCCACGGAAGCCUCUCUUUUCUCUACGUCCAUUGAGACCACACUCCCUUUCCAGUCCUCUAGUUCCUUUUCGUUUUCUUACACAACGACUGCCCCGUCGGAAUCUUUUCCUUCUGUCAGCACACUAUCCACAGAUCUAUCUUCUUCUUUUGAAACCCAGUCAUCAGAAACUCCUAGUUCCACUGCUGUCUCUAUCGAAUCAUCCUCCUUCUUCUCUUCCGCAGAGACUUCUACCGAAGUCUCCUCCUUCUCAUUCACUGAGACUUCAUCUGAAGAACCCACAAGCACGACUGAUAUGCUUACCACCACUGAAGAGCCUACUACAACCACCACCGCCUCGUGUAAUAGCGUGGAUCCGUUGACGACCGUUGCGUUGGCCAACCCAACUCCCGUUUUUGAUGACGACAUCGACCACGGGAAUGAAUUUAGAGCUAUUACUAUUCCAUGGAUCGACGAUGGUAUUGCGAAAACUGGGCAAAAAAAAUUAUACAUCAGCACGAAUGGCGUAAUAACUGUCGAUACUGGAAAUAACAAUCCCGACAAUGAUUUUCUUACCACGGACUAUCAGGCCAAUCGAGCCUUCCUACCAUACUGGGACGAGCUGUAUCUUGACCGAAACAAAGGGCAUACCAUUGUCUACGAAAUCUUUGAGAGUCAGUUUGGCGUGGAACUUGUUAUCGAAUUCAUUCUUGGAAAAUUCGAUAGCCCUGGUAUAUAUCACUUCGAGGCCAACUUUUUCCAGGACUAUAACGAUGCAGUCAGAUUCCAAUACUACACAACUCCCGAGAAAGGAUCGAGCGCAACAAUAGGCUUUCAAGACCUAUUGUCCGAUCAUUAUGCUCAAGUUUCUUAUAACCGGGCAAACGUUAUCGCAGAUGGGAGCUCCGUCACAAUAUCGACUCGCUAUACAAAUAACUUCGUGAUACUGCCUUUUGAUAAUACUGAGUGCGGAAAGGAUCAGGAUCGAGUGAAAGCCCCGACAGAUCCAUAG
Messenger RNA from Fusarium graminearum PH-1, 2106 nucleotides. RefSeq lists its product as uncharacterized. The record is from RefSeq and is a predicted model, not a curated record. Lineage: Eukaryota; Fungi; Ascomycota; Sordariomycetes; Hypocreales; Nectriaceae. The transcript has 2 exons. The coding region runs from base 1 to 2106 and encodes 701 amino acids.